This is a messenger RNA of Triticum dicoccoides, 711 nucleotides long. RefSeq names its product serine/arginine repetitive matrix protein 1-like. The transcript has 3 exons. NCBI's taxonomy places the organism in Eukaryota, Viridiplantae, Streptophyta, Magnoliopsida, Poales, Poaceae. The coding region runs from base 1 to 603 and encodes 200 amino acids. The record is from RefSeq and is a predicted model, not a curated record.
AUGGGGCAGUCAUGCGUAGAGGUGCGCGGUGAUGUCGAACGGAGCUUCUCCCAACCAAACCCGCGCUCCUCGUCCUCCUUCUCCGACAGAAGUAGCAGCUGCGCUGCUCUCCGCCGCCGCAGCUUCCCUGCUCCCCGCCGCCGCAGCUGCCCUGCUCCCCGCCACCGCAGCCCCCCUGCUCCCCGGCUCUCCCGCCGCAACUGCCUCCUGCUCCGCUGCCGCAGCUGCCGCCCGCCUGCCUCCCCAAGCUCCCCCCUUCCUCAAAAAGAUCUUCGAUUUCCCCAGCUACCGCCGCUCUCUGCUCCGGCUGCGCCGGAAUUGCCAUCGGAGAGCCCGGAGGCGCCGGAUCCAGACCACCACCAACAACCUAAGGCCGACGAGCAGCCAAGUGUCGUCCUCGCCAUCGACGACGAUGGUGCCGUCGACGCCAUGGAGCGAGGGCGAGAUCCUCCAGACGGCCAACGUCAAGAGUUUCGCCUUCACGGAGCUGAUUUUCAGCUGCUUCUGCUGCCCCCGGUAGCGCCAGCACCGUGCGGCUGUACGAGGGCCGCGUCCGGCACUCGCGCCGGCGGCCGGCGGGGCACGCCUUCGAGCGUCUACUGACGAUACCCAAGAGCGUGGGGUACGAACAGAGAACAAGAUGAAUAUUCAGCUACUGCUAUGACGCAGCGGUGCAAGAACAAGAUGAACACGUCAACAUGUGGAUUGCUG